Nylanderia fulva is the source of this 1308-nucleotide messenger RNA. The record is from RefSeq and is a predicted model, not a curated record. NCBI's taxonomy places the organism in Eukaryota, Metazoa, Arthropoda, Insecta, Hymenoptera, Formicidae.
GCAUCGUCGAGCGGCGUCUCGGAGCAGGUCGCCGCGACGACGGCGGCCACCGGCCACGCGACGCCGAUCCGCGAGGACCUCGACAAACCCGAGGACUUCCACGAGCCGGACAAGAAACGACGUAGGACGACGACGCGGGCCGACGACGCCGCCAAGACCGAGCAGAAGUUGGAGCACCGCCUGGGCGGUAUCCUCUGCUGCGCAGUUUGUCUCGAUCUGCCACGAGCGGCCGUCUAUCAGUGUGCUAAUGGACACUUGAUGUGUGCUGGUUGCUUCACUCAUGUCCUCGCAGAUGCCAGGCUUCGGGAUGAAAUGGCAACAUGUCCCAACUGCAGAAUCGAAAUCAGCAAAACCAGCGCGUCCCGAAAUCUGGCGGUUGAGAAAGCCGUGUCUGAGUUACCUGCCGAAUGUCAAUAUUGCGCGAAGGAAUUCCCGCGAAAUUCCUUGGAGCACCACGAAGAGGCUACCUGCGAGGAGAGGAUAUCUAGUUGCAAAUAUAGUAGAAUCGGCUGUCCGUGGCGAGGCCCGAAUCAUGAAAUUCCGGAACACGAGGCUCACUGCGUUCAUCCUCAUCGUACAGGUGCGGAUGUGAUGGAAGCUUUACGCGAAAUCGAUGCCCGCACCUUGGAAGAACGUAGGCUCUAUGACAAUGUCUUUGAUCUUUUGUCCUACGAGAAAAUCACAUUUAACGAUUUACAGAUGAAGCCGUAUCGAACUGAUGAAUUUGUUCACAAACUAUUUUAUGAAACCUCACGAUUCGGUGCUUUCAACAAUCAAUGGGUAGUGAAGGCGAAGAUCAAUAGUAGUCAACGCGAUCCUACGCAAAGUUCAGAGCGAGACAUGACUUAUCAACUGAUACUAAAGACAAAAACCACUUAUCCGCUACCGGUUUAUUACUUGAUCUUGAAAGGCCCGUUCGGCGACAUGAAAGUGCAUCCGAGAAUUCACAGAUUCGAGUUCACCGAACAGGAAAACGAAAGUCCGUAUUUUACAUUACCACUACCGGAUACGGCAGAAUGCAAUAGACUUCUCGCUGCUAAAGCCAUCAGUUUUAGAUUAAUAAUGUUCCUGGCAUCUAAGUAGCUUACAAGGAUAUUGUCAAGAUUUUGUCACAAAUGGAACAGAUUAAUGCGGUCUUCUAGAUGUAAUGAUAAAUAAGAAUGAUAGAGAUCACAGAGAUUUAUAACCAUUUAUAGUAGCGAUAAUCAUGAUAAUGAUAAUAAUUAGCAAAAGAAAUUGAAGAUGCUUUUAUCAUUGGAAUGUUUAAAAAUAAUAUGUUGAGAUAAAGAUAAAUUAUAUAUAAUAUUA